UCGAUCUCGUACGUCUCGACCCGACUAGUAGCUGAGGUGACGGCCGGGGAGCUAGCUAGCUACCUAGCUGCUCAUCUCAGUUCAGUCGUACGUCGUCUGAGUCGAGCAGAGUCUGUUGGUCAGUCGGUCGUGGUCCUCAUGGAGGCGCCGCUGCUGGUGAAGAGGCCGUCCGUGGUCGCGGAGGAGGACGCGGCGGCGCCGAGGAGCUACGCGGAGGCGCGGCAGGCGUUUGUGCGGGAGGCGGAGCGGCUGUGGGUCAUCGCGGCCCCCAUCACCUUCAACAUCCUCUGCCUCUACGGCGUCAACUCCGCCACGCAGCUCUUCGCCGGCCGCCUCGGCAACCUGCAGCUCUCCGCCGCCGCCGUCGGCCUCUCCGUCGUCUCCAACUUCUCCUUCGGCUUCCUCCUCGGCAUGGGCAGCGCGCUGGAGACGCUCUGCGGGCAGGCGUACGGGGCCGGCCAGCUGGGCGCGCUCGGCGUGUACAUGCAGCGGUCGUGGAUCAUCCUCGCCGUCUCGGCCGUCCUGCUCUCCCCGCUCUACGUCUUCGCCACGCCCAUCCUGCGCGCGCUCGGCCAGGACGACGCCAUCGCCGACGCCGCGGGCGACUUCACGCUCCGCAUCCUCCCGCAGAUGUUCUCCCUCGCGCUCACCUUCCCCACGCAGAAGUUCCUGCAGGCGCAGAGCAAGGUGAUGGUGCUGGCCUGGAUCAGCCUCGCCGCGCUCGCCGCGCACGUCGCCAUGCUGUACCUCUUCGUGUCGCGCCUCGGGUGGGGGCUCGCCGGCGCCGCCGCGGCCUACGACGUCACCUCGUGGGGCAUCGCCGUGGCGCAGGUGGUGUACGUGGUGCGAUGGUGCGGGGACGGCGGCGGGUGGGACGGCCUGUCGUGGAAGGCGUUCGAGGGGCUGUGGGCGUUCGCCAAGCUCUCGCUGGCCUCCGCCGUGAUGCUCUGCCUGGAGGUCUGGUACAUGAUGGUGCUCGUGGUCCUCACGGGCCACCUCGACGACGCGGAGAUCGCCGUGGGCUCCGUGUCCAUCUGCAUGAACCUCAACGGGUGGGAGGCGAUGCUGUUCAUCGGGCUGAACGCGGCCAUCAGCGUGCGCGUGUCCAACGAGCUGGGCUCCGGCCGUCCGCGGGCGGCGAAGCACGCCGUGGCGUCGGUCAUCGCCCAGUCCCUGCUCAUCGGCCUGCUCGCCAUGGCGCUCAUCCUGGCCUACCGCAACAGCUUCGCGGCGCUCUUCACGGGCGACCGGGCCAUGCAGGUCGCCGUGGGGAAGGUGGCCUACCUGCUGGCGGUCACCAUGGUGCUCAACAGCGUGCAGCCGGUGAUCUCCGGGGUGGCCAUCGGCGGCGGGUGGCAGGCGCUGGUGGCGUACAUCAACCUGGGCUGUUACUACGCCUUCGGGUUGCCCCUGGGGUUCUGCCUCGGCUACCUCCUCCGGCUCGGGCCCCAGGGCAUCUGGGCGGGGAUGCUGUGCGGGACGGCGCUGCAGACGGCGGUCCUGCUCGCCGUGAUCUGGAACACGGACUGGGAGGACGAGGCGGCGCAGGCGAACGAACGGAUCAGCGCGUGGGCCGGCGAGAGCAAGCAGCUGGUUCAGGGGGACGCCGGCGCCGGCGACGACGGUGACCUCAAGGAAGCGUUCCGAGUGUGAACCGUCGGUGUGCGCAGAUCGUCAAAGGACUGACAGCCAUUGAUUCUGGUGCGGAAUUCAUAGAGUGCGACGAACUCUCGGUCGAUCCCCGGAUGGGAAAGAAUAUAGCGCCAUGAACAAAACUAGAUGGAGCUUUGUGUGUUUACCCCUCCAAUAAUACUAGCAUUGCUCUUACCCCUCUGAGUGGAGAAUUGCAGAAAAUGAUUAACAGAGGAAAUAGGGUGAUUCAUGGCUCUGUUUAGAUAAGGUAUGUAAUCGGAAAUCAUAUGGCAUGCAUGCAUGGAUUAAAUCUUGCACUUUGCAACUCAA
This is a messenger RNA of Triticum dicoccoides, 1962 nucleotides long. RefSeq names its product protein DETOXIFICATION 35-like. Bases 139 to 1653 code for a protein of 504 amino acids. Gene Ontology annotation, biological process: xenobiotic detoxification by transmembrane export across the plasma membrane. NCBI's taxonomy places the organism in Eukaryota, Viridiplantae, Streptophyta, Magnoliopsida, Poales, Poaceae. The record is from RefSeq and is a predicted model, not a curated record. The transcript has a single exon. Gene Ontology annotation, cellular component: membrane. Gene Ontology annotation, molecular function: xenobiotic transmembrane transporter activity; antiporter activity.